AAUAAAUCGAUUAAAUUUGUGAUGGAUAAAAGAUUCAAACAUACUCUAGUGGCAUUUAAAAUAUGUCCUUAUUGCAUGAAAGUGUUAACAGUAAUGUGUCAUAAAAAUGUUAAAUUUGAAAUCAAGUUUAUAGAAAUGCAUAACAAACCUGAUUGGUUUCUUAAAAUAAGUCCUCUCGAGAAAGUACCUAUUUUAAUAAUUGGUGAAGAAGGUAUUAUUUGAUUAAAAAUAUUUAGUUGUUUUAUUUGAGUCAGCAGCAAUAAUGGAAUACAUUGAUGAAAUUACACCACCUAAAUUGAUGCCAGAUGAUCCAAUGUAGAAAGCAUUAGAUAGAGCUAAGUUCGAGUAUUCAAAUGAGAUAAUAAAAAAUCUUUAUUAAUUUAUCUUUUGUACAGAAUAAGAUGUAAGUUUUUAUUUAAAAGAAAUAGAAAUUUGUUAAAUUGAAAGAGUGGUUAAUAAAACGAUUCUAGUAAAUGGAUGAAUGGCUAAAAGAUAAAAAAUAUGUGAAUGGAUUAGAACUCUCUUUAGUUGAUCUUAAUUUUGUACCAGUUUUCGUAGUAUUAAAUAUGCUGAAACCAAUUUUACCAUGUGAUAUGUUGAAGGAUAAUAAGAAAGUAUUAAACAGGAAUGUAUAAAUAGUUAUAAAAUUAUGGAGAAUCUUUAACAUCAUUACCAUGUGCAAAAACUGGACGAGUUCCAGAUUAUGAAUUUUUGAUGAUUGAUGGAAUUAAAAAUCAAAAUACUGUACUAUUCAGAUCUAAUCCAUGUUAUUUCAACGGACCUAAGUCUUCACGUUGUUGUUUCUUUGGAAAAUGA
Molecule: messenger RNA, 816 nt
Organism: Paramecium sonneborni
Lineage: Eukaryota; Ciliophora; Oligohymenophorea; Peniculida; Parameciidae
Source: the annotation of a GenBank genome assembly